AAUAACAUUAUUACAAUUUGGUUGAAGUUGUUGUUUUGUGUUAGUGAGAGAAAGCUUGUUCUCUCUCUCUUGACUCUAAACCCUAUUGCGUGCUUUGUAAUCGACCACGAUAAUGGCGAACAGUAACCUCCCUCGAAGAAUCAUCAAGGAAACGCAGCGUUUGCUCAGUGAGCCAGCGCCUGGAAUUAGUGCUUCCCCUUCGGAAGAAAAUAUGCGAUAUUUCAACGUGAUGAUCCUUGGCCCGUCACAGUCCCCUUAUGAAGGGGGUGUUUUCAAGCUAGAACUAUUUUUGCCAGAAGAAUAUCCAAUGGCUGCUCCGAAGGUUAGGUUUCUGACAAAAAUAUACCAUCCAAACAUCGAUAAGCUUGGCAGGAUAUGUCUUGAUAUUCUGAAAGAUAAGUGGAGUCCUGCACUUCAGAUUCGUACUGUACUUUUGAGUAUUCAAGCUCUUUUAAGUGCGCCUAACCCUGAUGAUCCACUUUCUGAGAACAUUGCCAAGCAUUGGAAAUCUAAUGAGGCCGAGGCUGUUGAAACAGCCAAAGAAUGGACCCGAUUAUAUGCCAGUGGCGCCUGAUGAUUUGGUGGAAGAUCUUGGCCUCAAAUAACUGUAGUGGAGUGUAUGCUAUUAACUGUCGAAUUGAAAAUGGAAAUUUAGAGGAAUUGUCUGAACUGUUCUGGAGUCAAUAUUCCUCAUAGCUUCUGGUUACCUAUUUAUUACUUUUUUUUCCAGGAAGCAUUAUCUUGGAACAUGUAUUAAUAUGUGAUCUUGUGUCAAAAAUUUAGAAAUUGCUCCAUCUUAAACUGCUAAAUGUAAUUUGGAUUCUCAACUUAUAAAAUCAUAUAACUUACCUGGAUC
Messenger RNA from Lotus japonicus, 856 nucleotides. RefSeq names its product ubiquitin-conjugating enzyme E2 36. NCBI's taxonomy places the organism in Eukaryota, Viridiplantae, Streptophyta, Magnoliopsida, Fabales, Fabaceae. The record is from RefSeq and is a predicted model, not a curated record. Gene Ontology annotation, cellular component: nucleus. Gene Ontology annotation, molecular function: ubiquitin conjugating enzyme activity. The transcript has 8 exons. Gene Ontology annotation, biological process: DNA damage tolerance; protein K63-linked ubiquitination. Bases 113 to 574 code for a protein of 153 amino acids.